AUGACUCAGGACGACCAGAUCCGUGCAAUUGGAUUUCAUCAGCAUAAAGGCGUCACUAGCAAGCGUCAUUUGCGGGUGGUUCGUCUGAGAAAUAUGAAUUAUUGGUUGGGAGUGCCACAGGGUUCGGUACUUAGACCGCUGUUGUUUCUGGUGUACGUUUCUGAUCUUAUGGAACAAGUAGAAAAAUCUGGUAUUUCUGCAAACAAGCACUCCGAUGACUUUCAGCUUAAUCCUGAUAAAACAGAACUAAUUUGGUUUGGCUCUUGUCAUGGUUCUACAUCGAUGCCUAUGAUGGGCGAUAAAUUGGAUUGGUUUAAUACCACUUUAGUCGGUAAGGCAGAAUUCUUUGCUUUCGUAGCCAGCCAUUGCAACUGCAGACCCGGGCAUCUUAAACGCCAUUUUGUUGCUCAUGAAAAUAUGGUAUAUGACGGUAUAUGA
Helobdella robusta is the source of this 438-nucleotide messenger RNA. RefSeq lists its product as hypothetical. Lineage: Eukaryota; Metazoa; Annelida; Clitellata; Rhynchobdellida; Glossiphoniidae. The transcript has 4 exons. The coding region runs from base 1 to 438 and encodes 145 amino acids. The record is from RefSeq and is a predicted model, not a curated record.